This is a messenger RNA of Cynocephalus volans (Philippine flying lemur), 1284 nucleotides long. RefSeq names its product histone-lysine N-methyltransferase PRDM7-like. Gene Ontology annotation, biological process: regulation of DNA-templated transcription. Bases 1 to 1284 code for a protein of 427 amino acids. NCBI's taxonomy places the organism in Eukaryota, Metazoa, Chordata, Mammalia, Dermoptera, Cynocephalidae. Gene Ontology annotation, molecular function: histone methyltransferase activity; protein binding. Gene Ontology annotation, cellular component: nucleus. The record is from RefSeq and is a predicted model, not a curated record. The transcript has 10 exons.
AUGAGCUCCAACAUCUCCCCAGAGAAGAACCCUGAGGGAGAUGCAGGGAGAACAGGGCGGAAGCCCAUGGUGAGAGAUGCUUCCAAAGACAUUUCCAUAUACUUCUCCAAGGAAGAAUGGGCAGAGAUGGGAGAACUGGAGAAAAUUCACUAUAGGAAUGUGAGAAGGAACGAUAAUGUGCUGAUUAAUUUAGGUGUCGGAGCCUCUCAACCAGCUUUCCUGUGUCACCAAAGGCAGACCAAGCACCAUGUGGAUGACACUGAGGAUUCUGAUGAAGAAUGGACACCUCGACAGAAAGUCAAACCUCCUCGGGCGGCCUUCAGAGUGGGACAGAGUAAACACCAGAAGGGAAUGUCCAGGGCACUGUUAAGUAAUGAAUCUAGUUUGAAGAAAUUGCCCGGAACAACAGAUUUCCUGAACACAAGUGACUCAGAGAAGGCCCAGAAACGAGUGUCCCCUCCUGCAGAAGCAAGUACCUCCAGACGGCACUCUAGACAAAAAUUGGAACUCGAGAGAAAGGAGAUUGAAGUGAAGGUGUACAGCCUGCGAGAAAGAAAGGGUCGGUCAUACAAAGAGGUCGAUGAGCCUCAGGAUGAUGACUACCUGUAUUGUGAGAAAUGCCAGGACUACUUCAUCGACAGCUGUGUGGCUCAUGGACCCCCUACCUUUGUAAAGGACAGUGCAGUGGACAAGGGGCAUCCCAACCGCUCAGCCCUCACUUUGCCCCCUGGGCUGAGAAUUGGGCCGUCGCGCAUCCCUGAGGCCGGGCUUGGAGUAUGGAAUGAGGCAUCCGAUCUUCCACUGGGUCUGCACUUUGGCCCCUUUGAGGGCCAGAUCACAGAAGAUGAAGAGGCAGCCAACAGUGGCUACUCCUGGAUGAUCACCAAGGGGAGAAACUGCUAUGAGUAUGUGGAUGGAAAGGACAAAUCUCGGGCCAACUGGAUGAGGUAUGUGAACUGUGCCCGGGAUGAUGAGGAGCAGAACCUGGUGGCCUUUCAAUACCACGGGCAGAUCUUCUAUCGAACUUGCCAGGUCAUCAGGCCGGGCUGUGAACUGCUGGUCUGGUACGGGGAUGAAUAUGGCCAGGAGCUGGGUAUCAAGCGGGACAGCAAGUGGAAGAAAGAGCUCACAGCAGGGAGAGGUGGGCACCACUAUUAUUCUUUAAAUAGAACAGAAGAGAAAGAAUUCUCCUUGGGAAUUUUCAUGCGAUGCACAGCAGAGCAGCCCUCUGAGCCACCAGCCUGCGCCAUGGCAACUUCACAGCAGCUGGAUUUAGAGGCGUGA